AUGGCGAGCCCUCAGGCCUCUAAGAUCGACAAGGCGAAUCACCUUCUUCUGGACCAGCCUCUGCUCCGGCUGCCAUAUGAGCUUUUGCGCAACAAUUUCCGAUCAGCACAUUUUACUGUGGAGAAGGAGAGCGUUGCGGUCAAGAAUGCGCUUCGAGAAGCAGCCACAGCCGGGCUCAACGGACGAUUGUCGACAGAGGAUGUGCUGCGCAGCCUAGAUGCCAUGGUGGUGCGGAUGCGAGGCGUUAAGCGCAAGCUGGAGACUGGCGCAGCCGAGGAGGACCGACUGUACAGCCAGGUGGACGCUCGGACAGCCCACCUGGCCGAGUUGACCGACAUCCACAGCCUCGACGACGUAGCCUACGAGGCGUGGAGCCGGCGCCGUCUGGAUCGCCUUCUGGUCGACUAUCUGCUGCGGCACGGCUACGCCGCGAGUGCAGAGGGCUUGGUAGAAGGGGUAGGCGGGAUCGGAACGAGGGGGGCCGAAGACGACGGAAGCAAAGGCACGAAAAGCAUAAGCACUACAACCUCCGAAGUGCCCAAAUCCGCCAAGUACACAGGAAACCUCCGCGACCUUGUCGACAUGGACACGUUUGCUAACAUGCGGCGAAUCCGCAUGCGGCUACUUCGAGACCACAGCGUCAUUGAGGCGCUGGCCUGGUGCGCCGACAACAAGAAGGAGCUGCGUAAGAUGGAAAGCCGGCUCGAAUUCAUGCUGCGGUACCAGCAGUACAUCGAGUUGGCGCGCACGCAGGAGCCUGCGCGACUGGCCGACGCCGUGGCCCAUGCGCGGCGCCACCUGUCCCCUUGGCACACCAUUUUUCCAGCCGAGUGCCGCCAGGCCGCCGCUUUGCUCUGCUACCCGCCGGCCGAACCGCCGGCCGAGUACGCCGAGCUCUGGAGCCUCGAACGCUGGGCGGUUCUGGCUGACCUCUUCACCACGACGCAUUACCAGCUGCUCGCCCUACCGUCAGUACCGCUGCUGCACCUGGCUCUUUCGUCCGGCCUGUCUGCACUGAAGACGCCAGCUUGCCACUCGUCUUCGCCUGCCGGCGCCACCCUACCGGUGGACCUCUUGGAUGCUGAUGACGGCGACGACGACCGCGGCCACGAUCAUCGCCAGGAGACGCCCACUCCUACAUUUUCCCCCUCCACCACUCAGGUCGGCGCAUCCGUCUGUCCGAUCUGCUCGCCCGAGCUCAACGAGCUGGCACGUUACGUCCCCUAUGCCCAUCACAGCAAGAGCCACGCUGAACAGGACACAAUGAUGCUACCCAACGGCCGCGUCUACAGCCUUGCCCGGCUGCAUGAGUAUGCCCGCAAGUCGGGCCUCGCCCCCGGCAUCAUCAAGGACCUGCGCACCGGAGACAUCUAUCCCGUCGACCAGCUGGUCAAGGUGUUUAUAUUUUGA
Grosmannia clavigera kw1407 is the source of this 1410-nucleotide messenger RNA. Its product is annotated as negative regulation of gluconeogenesis protein. Bases 1 to 1410 code for a protein of 469 amino acids. The transcript is spliced from 2 exons. Gene Ontology annotation, cellular component: nucleus; GID complex; cytoplasm. Gene Ontology annotation, molecular function: protein binding; ubiquitin protein ligase activity. Gene Ontology annotation, biological process: proteasome-mediated ubiquitin-dependent protein catabolic process. NCBI's taxonomy places the organism in Eukaryota, Fungi, Ascomycota, Sordariomycetes, Ophiostomatales, Ophiostomataceae. The record is from RefSeq and is a predicted model, not a curated record.